Messenger RNA from Micromonas pusilla CCMP1545, 396 nucleotides. RefSeq lists its product as uncharacterized. The transcript has a single exon. The coding region runs from base 1 to 396 and encodes 131 amino acids. The record is from RefSeq and is a predicted model, not a curated record. NCBI's taxonomy places the organism in Eukaryota, Viridiplantae, Chlorophyta, Mamiellophyceae, Mamiellales, Mamiellaceae.
AUGCCGCCGCGGCCGUUAGGGUGCCUCCCGCAGGAGAUCGUCCUGGAGGUGUUCGGGUGCGCGGGGGUGAGCCGUCUGGUCGAGGUGGAGGCUCGGCCGAGGGUCGGCGCCGUCGGCGCGGCGUUCGCGAAACCGGGGCGGUGGUCGCGCGUGUUGAAAUUCGCGAUGAAGGACGCGGAGAUCUCGCGGCUCGCGGUCGCGAAGAAUCUCACGCCGAUGACGUCGUACACGUUUCGGUGCAGGGCCGGGGUGACGACCGCGGACUUGGGACCGGAGUGGUCGGGCGAGGCGGGGAGAUUGGUGCCGGAGAUUUACGGGCCGUGGAGCGACGAGGUGCGUUCUUCUAUACACUGGUCCCCAUACGACCGCGUCGGCGUGGUGAACGCCGAUCCUUAA